Molecule: messenger RNA, 4836 nt
Organism: Nematolebias whitei (Rio pearlfish)
Lineage: Eukaryota; Metazoa; Chordata; Actinopteri; Cyprinodontiformes; Rivulidae
Gene: lamb4
Product: laminin, beta 4
Exons: 29
Coding region: 1-4746 (1581 amino acids)
Biological process (GO): substrate adhesion-dependent cell spreading; basement membrane assembly; cell migration
Cellular component (GO): laminin trimer
Molecular function (GO): extracellular matrix structural constituent
Source: RefSeq, a predicted model, not a curated record
AUGUUUGUCCUCAAGGUGGUGCUGAAAGCUCUGGAUCCUGUCUUUGAAAUAGAAAACCCAUAUGCUCCCAACAUUCAAGAGCUGAUCACGUUGACCAAUAUUCGGGUGAACUUCACUCAUCUCUUCACACUUGGCGACACUCAGCUGAUCCGUAAACGCAGGAACCCGCAGGAGAAGUAUUACUACGCACUUUACAACAUGGUGGUUCAGGGGAGCUGCUUCUGUAAUGGACACGCCAGCCAGUGUGUUCCUGCGAACAGAGGACGAGGAGAUGUGUUCACUCAGCCUGACAUGGUUCAUGGUCGAUGUGUUUGCCAGCACAACACAACUGGAGAAAACUGUGAGAGGUGUCUGCAGUUUCACAAUGACUCCCCAUGGAGGCCUGGAGGAGAAAGCACAGCAAACAUCUGCAGACGCUGUUAUUGUCAUAGUCACUCAGACUCGUGUCACUUUGAUGCAGCUCGGUACGAAGCAACCGGUGGUGUCAGCGGUGGUGUGUGUGAUGACUGCCGCCAUGACAAGACUGGGCCUCAGUGUGAACGCUGUAGACCUUUCAUGUAUCAAGAUCCACAGCGAGGGCUGGAUGACCCUCAUGCCUGCAUACCAUGCGACUGCAACCCGGCUGGUUCUCUUAGUGGCGGUCUUUGUAAUGCAUUGAGUGGACAAUGCUUCUGCAAAGAAAACGUGGAAGGUCAGCGCUGCGAUAGAUGCAGACAGGGCUUCUUUGGCCUGAGGCACGAGAACCCAACUGGCUGUCAAGAGUGUGAGUGUCAUAGCUUAGGAAGUGUCGGGUCAUGUGAUCCACUGACAGGAAGUUGUGAAUGUGAGCCUUUGGCAAGUGGGCCGCUGUGCGAUCAGUGUGUGGCAGGUUUCUGGGGUUUGGGAAACUCUGUGUUCAGAUGUUCGCCCUGUGACUGUGACAUUGGUGGAGCUCUCAACAACAUGUGUUCUUCGGAGGUUGGACAGUGCCAUUGUUUACCCAACAUGAUUGGUCGGCGCUGCUCUGACCCUGCACCUGGAUAUUUUCUGCCUCCUCUGAUCUUCUUUCUGUAUGAGGCAGAACUUGCUGCCCCACUGUUAAGAGGAAUUUCUUCUUCUCCUCCUCCUCCUCCUUCACCCCCCUCUUCUUCUUUGGUGGAUCCAGCCCUUUUACCUCCAUGUGAGCAAUACUUUAGAAGCCAAGGCUUUGACUUUCAACUUUCCAAUGGAAAAGUGAUUUUGAUUCGAAAGACUCGACACAUCAGACACCGAAGUCUGACAAAUAAUGGCAUCCCACUGGACCCAGGUCACACCCUGCAGAUCAUUCCCCAGCUGAGAUUUGCUGGUCAGUCAGAAACUUCGACUGGUCUUGGAUUUGUCAAAGUGACGGAUGGGGAGGGGCUUAUAUUUACUGUAGAUAACCUGCCAUCAUCCAUAAAGUACAAGCUGGUGAUCCGCUAUAAACCACAGUCUCUUUCUGAUUGGCUGGCUGCAGUACACUUCAUCACGCUGUCAUCAGGUGAUGGAGGCUGCAGCGACAACCUAACAAGACGCAAAACACUGAUUCUCCCUGGAAAAUCCAGAUUAAGUAUUCUGGACUCUGGGAUUUGUCUGAAUGCAGGAGGUCAUUAUUUGGUGAAGAUUAUUUUUCAUAAACAGCCAGGAUCUGACAGUUUGCACAUCCUGAUAGACUCGAUGGGACUGAUCCAGAGCACCGAGUCAGUUCAGGACUUCUGCUCCCAGAAGAAAGUAGACUCUUUCCAUCUUUUUCGCUGCAUUGGAUUGACUGCCAGUCCUGGUUCUCAAAAAUCAACUCAAAAAAUAUGUGAAGGCUUAAUCAAGAAUCUGUCAGCACAAAUACACAAUGGAGCCAUUGCUUGCAGAUGCAAUGCCAUUGGUUCUCUUGGACCAGCUUGCAGUAAGCUGGGUGGGUUCUGUGAAUGUAAACCUAAUGUGAUUGGUCGGUGCUGUGAUUCCUGUGCACCUCUGACGUUUGGACUCGGACCUGAAGGCUGUAAAAGAUGUGAAUGUGAUCCUCAAGGCUCAGUGUCAGAGAUGUGUGAUCAACAAAGUGGUCAGUGUGCAUGUCAACCACAUGCAAUGGGCCAACGCUGUGAUCGCUGUCAGCCUGGGUUCUGGGGUUUCCCACUGUGUCAACCAUGUGAAUGUAACAACUUGUCAGAGAUGUGCGAUGGAGAGACAGGAGAGUGUCAGAACUGCAGGGACCACGCCACAGGACCAAAUUGUGACAGGUGUGAGAAUGGCUACUAUGGCAGCCCCGUCACCAGAAAGUCUUGUCAGCCUUGCCUGUGCCCAGACGUUCUGAGCAGUGGACGAUAUUUUGCUACUUCCUGUCAACACGAUACACAAUCACUCAGAGUGAAAUGUUACUGCCAGGAGGGGCACACAGGUGCACGCUGUGACAGAUGCAGACCUGGUUACUAUGGUGACCUGACAUUGCCAGGUGCCCAUUGUAAGUUGUGUCCUUGCAACAACAACAUCGACCCGGAAGAUGACGAAGCCUGCAACAGCUUGACUGGAGAAUGUCUGCACUGCCUUUACAACACUAUGGGACCACAAUGCCACCACUGCAAACCUGGUUACUAUGGCAAUGCCCUACAACAGGAUUGUAAAGAAUGCUCUUGUGAUUUGCGGGGAACCAAGCCAACACUGUGUCCUCUGGAAGGUCCUUGCUUCUGCAGUCCAAAAACUGGACAGUGUCCCUGCAGGACGCGGGUGAGGGGAGAUCUCUGUGAUGAGUGUGAGGACGGAUUCUGGAAUCUGUACGGAGCUUUGGGAUGUCAGCCCUGCAGCUGUGAUCCUGUUAACUCCAUCUCUAAUGUUUGCAAUAAGGUGACGGGACAGUGUUUGUGUCGUCCCGAAUUUGGAGGGAGACGGUGUGAUGAAUGUGGAGAAAAUCAUUUUGGGAAUCCAGACAUACAGUGCAUCACCUGUGACUGUAACCUGGAAGGAGCUGAGCAUCCAUCAUGUGACCCUGAAACUGGCGAGUGCAUUUGUCGUGUUGGAGUCGCUGGUGUCUUCUGUGAUGAGUGCGCCCCAGGUUACUCCAUGUUUCCAGUCUGCAAGAAGUGCCACCCAUGCACUGCCCUGUGGACUGAAAAUGUCACAGAUGUCCAGAAAGCAGCUCAGAGGAUGAGGACUUUCAUCCCUCACCAUGGCAACAACCAACAGACCAGAAACAGUCGCCACAGGCAAAUGAUGCUAGAUCUGCACUCCAAGCUGGACAGCAUUAGAAACCUGACAAGUCUCAGCCUGCCAGAGGUGGAAAAGAUGGAGAAACUUUUCCUGAGAAUCAGGAAGCUGAAGGAUGCCGUUGACACCAACAUAAUUCUGAUUGACCCAUCUAUGCUCUUCCACACUGAAAUUGACAACAUUCUUCUGGAGUUUCAGAAGCUGUUGAAAAACCUAAAGGAGAAAUUCAUCAAGGAUCCAAAUAUGAAAGAAAAGCCUCAAGUAGAAGAGCUGCUGAAUGAGAUCCAGAAGCUUCAUAAAACCUUUCUGUCAGAUGAGAAGAAGGUGAGAAGCUCCACCAAAGCUGUAGAAGACUCCAUGGACACCAGACAGAAAGUCAAACACAAACUGGACACGUGCAAAUGCAGCGGAAAUUUGGCAAUGCUGAAAAAGAAGGUCAAAAAGCUCAGUGUGGUCAAACUCAACCAAAAGAUCUGUGGAGGACCAGAUCUGGACGACUGCUCAGAAUGUCAUAAAGGAACAUUCUGUGAUGGAGUAGUUCCUGUAGCCCAGAAAGCAUCUGAGACGGCAAAGAAAGUAAAAGAGCAACUUGUCAAGCUCCCGUCAGAACUGCAGGAGUCCAAGAAUAAGAUCAGUGAUGUCAGACAGCUGGCUCAGGACACCAAGGAUCAGGCCAGAGACAUGCAGCAGCAGAUCCGCAGCAACACUGGACCUCUGGAGGCAGAGACAAACAAAACCAGGGAGCUGCUCCAGCGAGUCCGACACUACCUGAUGGAUGAAAUGGUUCCUACAGAAGACAUUGAGAAAAUGGCAAAAGCUGUUCUGAGCAUCCAGUUACUGCGGUCGCCUGCUGAGGUCCGAUCAACGAUCAACAACACCACCAGAGUCCAGGAUGAUGUGAAGAAUCUGGAGGAGGAAGCCAGGACUGUCCAGGAGCUGCUGCAGCGAGCUCAACAACUCAAGGAGAAGACUAAAACCAUUGACGCUGACGCCAUCGGCAGAGACGUUUCUGCAGCAGACAGAGCUGUGAAUAAAGCCCACGACAUCCUGACAGCAGCUGGGCGAGACAAAGUCCAGGCCCAAGACCAAAUAAAAGAUGUUGAAGAUAAACUGGACCACAUAGAGACAAAGCUGAUGAACCAGUCUGAAGAUCUACUAAAAGACUAUAUAACUCUAAAAAAUAAAACUGAACAAAACAGAGCGAUGGCCAGAGAAGCCAGGGAGGCUGCAGACAUCGCUUUAAACAUUACUGAUCAAAUGGACCUGCAGGACAUCAUGACGCAGUUUGAGAUUUUAAAGCAAAAACACACAAAUGCAACAGUUGAGGAUGAAGCUGCAGAUCAACUGCAGAAAAUCUUAAAGGAGGCUAAAGACAUGCAGACACAAGUGGAGGAGAAACUCCAACAGAUGACAGAUUUGGAGCAGAAGAUCCAGCAGCUGCUUGACUUAAAGAAACAAAAAGCAGCAGAAGUGUCUGGGUUGUUGGGGACGGUGGAUUCACUGCAGAAGGAAAUUGUCACUCAAGCUGAAAGAUAUCAAACCUGCAGCUCCUAAAUACAGCAGACACCUAAAUGCUCAAAUCUAGUAAUGUUUCUGCUUUAAUGUCUAUGACUGUCUGAAAAUGUUACAAUGUUUAAAUGUUUU